CUAGGGGGGCUGCUGCGGAGCGAGCCCUCCCGAGCCCCGGCCGGGCAGACGGGCGCGAGCCCAGCGGCCCAGCCCGGGCUCGCUCUGCGGAUGAAGCUCGCCUGCAAUUGCAAACUUUCCUGGCUCGAUUGCCAUUGGCCGCGGCCCGGCCAAUCGCGAGCGCCCUUCGCAAACAAUGCAACUUUUUUUUUUUUUUUCCCCUGCCCCGCUCGGAGCCCGGCUGCUGCGCUCGGGCUAUUUCGGGGCGAGCCCCUCCCCGAGCUGUUCGUGCGCCGGGCCCGGGCUGGGGAGGCCGCCGCAGGUGCACCGGCCGCGGAAAGCCCGGAGCGCACGGGGCUGCAGCCGGAGCGCACGGGGAUGGGCGGCGCUCAGCGGCUCGCUGGCUCCUGAGAUCAUGGCCCCGAGGGAAGCCCCCGCGCCCUGCCCCUCCUCCAGCUGAAGGAGCAGCCGGCAGGAAGCCGCUGCCUGCAUGCGAGAGCGGCCGAGCCCGGCUGCGACGCCCGCUGCCUUGGCUGGAGCGAUGGCCGCGUUGCCCCGCUGACCCCCGGCAGCAGGCUCCAUGCCGGGGCUCCAUCAGCGGCUCAACACCAUUUACGAGUCGGAUUCUGUUUUCUCCCCAGAUGGAAUUAAAGGCGGAGACGCGAGUGUGAGCUUGGCCCCGGGGAGCGGCGCCUCCAGCCAGACUGCUGUGAACCUGUGCGUCUCCCUGCGGGUGCCUCAGGCUGUCCCCAUGGACCUGCGGAUCGGACAGCGCUUCGUCAAGCCCGGCUCCGACACCGCCCUGCUGGCUCUCAAGCAGACCCAGCAGCUGCAGCACCAGCUCUUCUUGGCCAGCCUGCACCAGCAGCAGGUGGAGCAGUUCACCCACCAGCACAUGCGGGUGAACAUGGACUCCCCACAGCGAGAGGCAGAGGCUGGUCAGCAGGAGCAGGAGCUGCGGCUACUCCUCAAUAAGGACAAGAGCAAACGAAGCUCAGGAGCUGAGCAUGAUGGGAUAGGUGGAAGUGACAUCACACCCUCCCAGAGCGUGGGAACUGCUGACACUGUGGAAACAUGCAAACGACCAGGUGUGGCUGAGAACAGUGUGAUGAAUGCUUGGCCACGCGGGAGCUUUGGAAAUCAGUUGUGGUUCUUCUAGCCAGCUGGGCUGCCUGCCAGAGCCGUCACUCCACAGAAUGCCUUCUGUGCACUUUCAUCCACCAACUUCCUGCUGGGAGGAACCCCCGGCGAGCUCCUGACUGGUGAUCUUUGCAGUGAGCUCUCCUUAUGCAGCAGGUAGAAGCAGGCAGUGUGCACAGUUCUGGGGCAGUUUGGGGAGGACUGGCACUGACCAGCAAUGAGGUCUCAGCUGGUUUGGUAUCUGUUUAAUGGGUCAGUGCUGACCCCAGCAGGCAUAGGUCUGCACUGGAGUUGAAAGGUGUAAUUCCUAGCUCAGAUAGACAUACAUUAAAGUAGCAUUCACAGCACAGGAGGUGGUACAGGCUAGUCAAGCAACUACAAUCUGGAUGCGCUUGGGUUUCAGACUUGGGGUAGCUAGCCCCUCCUGCCACUCGAGCCACCAUAGCUACACUUCUAUCUAGGGACAAAAUUAGAAAGGCCAAGGCACAAAAUGAGAUCAUAGAAUAUCAGGGUUGAAAUCUGUCACUUAACUUUCAAACGCCUGAACAGCAAAUAUAACUUUUCUUGUCUGCAUA
Messenger RNA from Chrysemys picta bellii (western painted turtle), 1694 nucleotides. Lineage: Eukaryota; Metazoa; Chordata; Testudines; Emydidae. The record is from RefSeq and is a predicted model, not a curated record.